CGGAGGCCGAGGAGUCCCAGCCCGGGCUCAGUCUCUGCCCCUGCCGCCCGCCGCUCGCCGCCCGCUGCCGCCGCCGCCUUGAACAUGGAGCCCCCAGACGCGCGGGCUGGGGCGCGUAGGGCCCCGCGGUUGCUGGUGCUCGCGCUCCUGCUGGCGGCGCACCCAGGUUCCAAGGCUGAGGUCCGCCUGUCUGUGCCCCCCCUGGUGGAGGUGAUGAGGGGGGAGUCUGUCACUCUGGACUGCAGCCCCUUGGGGACCCAUGACUAUUUCAUGCUGGAAUGGUUUCUGGUCGACCGCUCCUGGGCUCGCCACCGCCUGGCCUGGGCCGAGCUGCAUGGGUCCAAGCUCUGGGACAAAGACCUCAGCUCCCAGGGCCGCAGCCCCCCGUACCAGCUGGACUCCAGGGGGCGCCUGGUGCUGCCUGAGGCCCAGGUGGGUGACGAGCGCGACUACGUGUGCGUGGUGAAGACGGGGGCAGCAGGCAUUGCUGAGGCCACCGCCAGGCUCAGUGUGUUUGCCAAACCAGAGGCCCCGGAGGUCUCCCCCAACAAAGGAACCCUGUCUGUGAUGGAUGACUUUGCCCAGGAGAUAGCCACUUGCAGCAGCCGCAACGGGAACCCAGCCCCCAAGAUCAUGUGGUAUCGGAACGGGCAGCCCCUGGCCGUGCCCCUGGAGGUGAACUCCGAGGGCUACAUGACCGCCCGCACCGUCCGGGAGGCCUCCGGCCUGCUCUCUGUCACCAGCACCCUUUACCUGCGGCUCCACAAGCCCGACCGGGAGGCCAGCUUCCACUGCUCCGUGCACUACCACCUGCCCGCCGGCCAGCAUGGCCGCCAGGACAGCCCUUCCUUCUCCCUCACCCUGCACUAUCCCACAGAGAGCGUGCUGUUCUGGUUGGGCAGCCAGUCCAUUGCCGAGGGCUGGGUCCGCGAGGGUGACUCUGUCCAGCUGUUGUGCCAGGGGGAUGGCAGUCCCAGCCCAGAGUACACGUUUUUUCGGCUUCAGGACAAGCAGGAGGAUGUGCUAAAAACAAGUCUUGAGGGGAACCUGACACUGGAGAGGGUACAGCGGAACCAGAGCGGGACCUAUGGCUGCAGGGUGGAGGACUACGACGCCCCCGAGGACGCAGAUCUCUCCAAAACUCUGGAUCUGCGUGUGGCCUACCUGGACUCCCUGGAGCUCAGCACAGGGGAGGAGCUUUCCUUAUCUCUGAGUAACAGCACAACCGUGACCUGCUCUGCACGAGGCCUGCCCACCCCGAUCCUACACUGGACCAAGGACUCAGCACCCAUGGGGGAGGACCCCACACUCUCCCUCCACUCCGUCACCUUCGAUUCCGCCGGCACAUACACGUGUGAGGCCUACAUGCCCAAUAUCCCCCUCCUGAGUCGCACCCGGAGCUUCAGGCUGCUGGUUCAAGGGACACCAGAGUUAAAGGCAAAGGAGACUCAGCCCAAGGCCGAAGGCAGCUGGACCGAAGGAGAGAAAGUCACCCUGAUCUGCUACGCCCGCGGCUACCCGGAGCCCAAACUCACCUGGAGCCAGUUGGGCGGCAGCCCCACAGAACCAGCCCCUGGAGGCCAGGGCUGGGUGAGCAGCUCCCUGACCCUGAAGGUGACCAGUGCCUUGAGCCAAGACGGCGUCUCCUGUGAGGCCUCCAACCCUCUCGGGAACACCCAUCACGUCUUCCACUUUGGAACCGUGGCCCCCCAGACCUCCCAGGCUGGCGUGGCGGUCAUGGCCGUGGCCAUCAGCGUGGGCCUCCUGCUCCUCGUCGUUGCUGUCUUCUACUGCAUGAGACGCAAGGGGCGGCCCGGCUGCUGCCGGCGGAGCGAGAAGGGGCCUCCGCCACCUGGGGAACCCAAGUUGAGCCACUCAGGAAAAGAGCAGCCAGAGCAGACAGGCCUUCUCAUGGGGAGUACCUCUGGAGGAUCCAAGCAUGGGAGCAGGGGCUUUGGAGAUGAGUGUUGAGCCUGAGGACCUUCCCAGAGGCAGUCAUUGAACCCGACCCGGAGUGGCAAGCAUCAGAAAACCAGCCCUGCUCACACCUCCGCCUGCCCCCACGUUCCUGGCCUUCCCUCUUCCCUCUCUGGGCCCUCCCUUCCUUCCUCUGUGGGCUGGGCAGGGAUCACAGCGGCCUGGGAGGGAGGGGACCUUCCUCCAGGGAUUGUGACUCUCCCAGGCCCCAGAAUAGCUCCUGGACCCGAGCCCAAGUCCUGGCCUGGGACGAGGCUCGAGGGUCGCUGGCUGGGGCUAUUUUUACCUCCUGCCUCCAUUGCUGGUCCCCGCCUCCCACCUGACGUCCUGCUGCAGAGUCUGACACUGGAUCCCCGCCCCCUGCCCUGACCCCAUCGUCUGUGGACACUGGAGUCUGGAAUAAAUGCUGUCUGUCACCUGGACACCA
Capra hircus (goat) is the source of this 2404-nucleotide messenger RNA. RefSeq names its product basal cell adhesion molecule (Lutheran blood group) (gene BCAM). Gene Ontology annotation, cellular component: plasma membrane. Lineage: Eukaryota; Metazoa; Chordata; Mammalia; Artiodactyla; Bovidae. Bases 85 to 1971 code for a protein of 628 amino acids. The transcript is spliced from 15 exons. The record is from RefSeq and is a predicted model, not a curated record.